AUGGAUGUUGAGCGCUGGCUUGAGCAACUGCCUGCUACCGGGCCUAUUCUGUCCUCAGACAAUACAUCAUUGGUCGAUAUGGCCGCUCAAGCAGACACAAGGGAGACAACAAUAUCCACGUCCGCCCCGCGCCGAUCCUAUCCCACCAAACGACGGCGUACCGAUAAUGACAACUCUAAGCGGAGGGUGUCGUUAUCUCCAUCGCUGAUAUCGCUUUCUGAAUGUACUGAACCACGUUCAAGUAUGUUCAUUGCGUCGCGCCAGGGUAGCCCAACCCGAGAUGUCUUUAACCAACUCCGACUUGCAAAGCCUGCUAUUAUAUGUGAACCCCAAGCAACUGGCCCUAUACCGGGCACUGUAUCAUCUCCACGAAAACGCCUCGCAGAUCGGUUUGGACAGGGCAUAAUUCCUAAAGGCCUAGAGUCCCGGAUCCGUGAAUCCGAUCCUGACGAUGCUGAAGAAAUACCGGAGUCCGCAUAUUUUGACUCUGGACAUAUGUCAGAUGCGGCCCUUGACGUAUUGUGGAAUGAGUUCGAAGAAAUACGAUUAGAAGCAAGACAUUGUGAUAGAUACGGCAAAGAUGAGAAUGCUUGGUGCUUAGACGUCGUGCAGCCGAUUCUUCGCAAGCCCACAGAAGGGUCCUCUAAACUACAACUGACGAGUGUGAACAAUCUUACGCGGAUCAACAAAAAGGCAGACUAUGCUUUGUCGUUCUCCUGUCGGGACCCGGAAGUCCCCAGUCUCUAUGAGAGAGUCAGUCUAGGCGGUCACGGUUACGCGAUUAGCCAGACCACGGAUGCUUUUAACAAGCGGACUAUACUGUUCUCUGGUGUAGAAGUGAAGCCUGACGACGGCGGGAAAAAGGAAGCGCUUGCCCAGCUUGCCAUCUGGCUCAGUGGGAAUUUAGAGAAAAUGCGGCGAUUAGGCGAGUUAGCCAAAGGGCCGUUAGAUCAGGCUGAUUGGUUGUUGCCGACUAUUGGGUAUUGGACGGUUGUCGGUCACGACUGGAAGAAGUACCAAAGAAGGGCAACGAUCAAUGCGACUCCGGCAACGCCACCAACGACGCCUCCUGCAAUAGCCCCAGCAUGGUUACUCGAGGAAGAGCUGUUCGAUGAGUCGGAGGCUGAGGUCGUUGUUGCGGCAGGUAGAGAACUUGUGGAUGUGGAUUCGGUAGAGGAGCUACUGGUAGCAGAGGCGCUACUGGUAGCGGAUGCAGUGGAAGAGGUUGAGGAGAAGCCUAGAUAUUGA
Aspergillus nomiae NRRL 13137 is the source of this 1248-nucleotide messenger RNA. RefSeq lists its product as uncharacterized. The transcript is spliced from 4 exons. NCBI's taxonomy places the organism in Eukaryota, Fungi, Ascomycota, Eurotiomycetes, Eurotiales, Aspergillaceae. The record is from RefSeq and is a predicted model, not a curated record. The coding region runs from base 1 to 1248 and encodes 415 amino acids.